AUGGAAAAAUUGAAGAAAAGUAUUUCGAAAACCAUCCAGGAUUUGGGUGAAUCCCUAAAUUCCAAUGAUGAUGAUGUUCGGAUGGAUGAUAUGUCUGAUUAUAUUCUAAGUCCUUAUGUUGGCUCUAACUCUAUGGACGGAUCUGUUACACACAUUAUUCAAAAAAAAAAGACCAACAUUGUACGCUCUGAUGUAGCUAGUGACCAAGAAGUUAUGGAUAGUAUUGAUGCAGCUUAUUUCAUUGAAGACGAUUUCGAUGCUAUUGAUUAUGAGCUGAAGAAGCAAUUCGAUUGUGAAGUGUAUUUAGAAGACUUAGACCGUGAACGUAUGAGGCUGAAACAUCAGCUGCAAGUAGUUUCCAAAAGAAUCUCCAUACUUAUAAUGGAAAAGUCACCAUCAUAUAACAGACAAUUGAGCGAAAUUGACAAUAUCAGAACUGACCUGUCCGUUCUGAUUGGAGAUGUGUCAACCAUACGAAGUGAAUUAGCACUGGAGAAGCGUAGAAGUAAAACUUGCUUAGCAAUUCUAGCUAACGAGAAGAAGAAAAGACUUCUACGUAGACUCUUGUUCACUCUACAAACAAUCAAAACAUUGCAUGAAACGGAGUACCAAAUCAAAGAAGCUAUAGAGGAUGGGCAUUUCCCAUUAGCUAUACGCAUAUGCAUUGAGGCGAAGGAAGCUGCUACAACUUACAAGUAUUUCAGUAGCAUUAGUGACCUGAUGGCUAAACUAGCUGACACCACAAACCUUAUUGAAAAGGAACUUGACAAAGCACUUUCGAGCUUAACUGUCGUUUUUGAUAUGGAUAAGUAUACGAACGUGCAUUCAGCUUAUGCAAUGCUGAACAAAACAGAGUAUGCUUGCCGUGCACUUGUGAAAAGCUUUGUGACGACCAUCGAACGUACUUGUAGGAGUAUGAUCACUGAAAAAAUAACUACAUUAGUUGAUUUAACUGAACAUACAUUUGAAGAUUUAUGUGAACUCUUACCUGUGAGUAGUGUCGAAGCGACGAUUCGCGAGUUAUGCUUCGUAUUAUGCAAGAUCUUAACGACAUAUCAUUAUAUUCUUAGGUAUCAUUCUGAGGAAUCGAUAGAAGAUAAUAUCGAAGAAGAAGAAUGUUACAAGAUUCUCAAAGAUUCCUUAAGUGCUGUAUUUCGCUCUGCGCUCAACUCCUUUGAUACUCUUCUAUCUACUUUGGACUUUUCAACUUUUAAGUUUGAUAGUGUUCUCUAUGUUGUUGAUCUCUCUAACAGGUUCCGUGCAUUCGGGAAGAAAUACUUUCUGGAUAACUCUGAUGAAUUAGCUGUUACAUUACAACGUCAAACCUUGUAUUACUUUAAAAGAUACCAUAGCGAACGUAUUGAAGAGCUCAAAAUGUUUCUGGAAAACGAAUGCUUCACUCUCUGUCCGAUUCCUAAUCAGUUCACUAUAUUCGAUCUUCAAGACUUCCAAUUUUUGAAAGAAAAUCGUCAAGCAUCUAGUAAUUCAAAUUGCGAUGUGGAUGAUAACAAAAAAGACUUAACUCUAAUACCCACAGAUUUUAUUAAUCCGUUUGGGAAAGAAGAAGUGAAGUCAAGAACUGCUUCAGUGGUUUCCGGUCCCUCAAUGGAUACCGAUGAUUUCUCUAAAGAGGAUUUAGUUGACGAACCAGAAGACGCAUCGAUCAACCUCUGCAAUACAGCUUUGAACUUAUUGCGAUUUUUCGGACGAUAUAUCCGAAUGACUUCUUUGUUACCUUCUAUUUCCCAAUAUUCGCUCCCAGCUGUCACUCAACUGUUCGAGUUCUUCUUGUAUUCUAUUUCGACGUUCUUUGGGAAUGAUGGUUCCCAUAUUUGCGAAGUACCUGCCCAAUUGACUACUGUAUUAUCUAUCAUCAAGGACCGCUUAAUAGACAAGGAUUACGGAGAAAAUGAGGGGAUCAUUCUCACUUCCCCUCAACUAAGCUCAAUGAUCAGUUCAUCGUCGGAAAACUUAUACGCUGCUGCUGAGAGGAUUGUAGCUAUAGACUCUGUAGAAUUCGUGGCAAGACAGUUGGAUCUGGUGCGCCCAGUUAUUGAAGGACUUGUGAGCCAGGAGGAGUCAGAAUUAGCUAAAAUACUUGAAAUGUUUUAUGCUCAGGUUAUAUCGGUAGCGCCUCUAACUAGGAAACUUAUAGUAGAUAACUUAGCCAGCAAAGCCCUCGAUUUUUCUUCGCUUACGAAACAAAUAUCAUCACAAAAAUGGGACAUCAAUGAUUUGAGAAGUCAGCACAGUCCGUAUAUUGACUUCUUGCUUUUGGAGUUUGAAAAUUUCGAUCGUAAAGUUAGAAGCAUGAACAAAGAGUUGCAUCUUUCAAAGGAAAUACGUGACUACUUAUGGACUAGAACUAUCUAUUAUAGCUUCAAAGCAAUAGUCCAAGGCUUUUGCGAGUCAGGAAAAUGCAGCACUGAGGGAAGAGCACUAAUGCAACUCGAUUUCCAGCAUUUGCUGAUUAAGUUAGAACUGGUUUCGUAUAUCAAACCUAUCCCGCAUACCGAGUACGUAGAUGGUUAUAUUAAAGCCUUCUAUCUUCCUGAGAGCGGAUUAGAACAGUGGAUUAGCCAACACAAGGAGUACACGUCUAAACAGAUCAUCUCUCUUCUUGGUGUGACAUCCCAUGUAUCUAAAAAAGCUAAAUCUCGCAUAAUAACAGCUCUAAACGAGUAA
This is a messenger RNA of Auanema sp. JU1783, 2685 nucleotides long. The record is from the annotation of a GenBank genome assembly. NCBI's taxonomy places the organism in Eukaryota, Metazoa, Nematoda, Chromadorea, Rhabditida, Rhabditidae.